AAUGUCUCAGCAGCCCCCAGGCAGACUGCUCCAACUUGGUGUCUUUCCCCAAAUAUGGAGCCUGCGUGGAGUCUCUGGGGGAGCCAGGGGUGGGGAACGGAGUCGGCUUCCUCCAGCAGGGAGGGGGCUGAGGGGCGAGCCAGCGGGGGAAGGCUGACAUCACCGCAGUGGCAGCCCUUUAAACCCCUCACCCAGCCGGCUUCCCAUCCUGUCUGUCCGAGUCCAGACAGGAGACCUCACUCCUUCCCGCCAGCCCCGAGGAACCCUUCUCUGCCCCAACAUGGCCAACAAGGGUCCCUCCUAUGGCAUGAGCCGUGAAGUGCAAUCCAAAAUCGAGAAGAAAUAUGACGAGGAGCUGGAGGAACGGCUGGUGGAGUGGAUCGUGGCGCAGUGUGGCCCGGAUGUAGGUCGCCCGGACCGUGGGCGCCUGGGUUUCCAGGUCUGGCUGAAGAAUGGCGUGAUUCUGAGCAAGCUAGUCAACAGUCUGUAUCCUGAUGGUGCCAAGCCGGUGAAGGUGCCGGAGAACCCACCCUCCAUGGUCUUCAAGCAGAUGGAGCAGGUGGCCCAGUUCCUGAAGGCAGCUGAGGACUAUGGGGUCACCAAGACUGACAUGUUCCAGACCGUUGACCUCUUUGAAGGCAAAGACAUGGCGGCAGUGCAGAGGACCCUGAUGGCUUUGGGCAGCUUGGCAGUGACCAAGAAUGACGGGCACUACCGUGGAGAUCCCAACUGGUUUAUGAAGAAGGCGCAGGAGCACAAGAGGGAGUUCACAGAGAGCCAACUGCAGGAGGGAAAGCAUGUCAUUGGCCUUCAAAUGGGCAGCAACAGAGGGGCCUCCCAGGCUGGCAUGACAGGCUACGGGCGACCUCGGCAGAUCAUCAGCUAGAAGGGGGAGGGCCAGCCCUGAGCCCUGCCCAGCCCCGCUCCAUCCCGCUUAGCCUGCCUCACUUUGUGGGUCCUUCUGCCCUGGCCAAGCUUUGAGGCUCUGUCACUGAGCAAAGGUGACUGCACAUGGGCAGCUCCUCCCCCGAUCCCCAGCCUCUGCCCCAUUCUUACCCCAAAGCAUCGCGGCCCUGGCCCCCCUCCCGUGUGCCCCCACCACCCCUGCUGUCUCUCCCCUGGGCUAAGCAGGGGGGAAGUGGGCUGGGGGUAGCCUGGGUGUAGGGCAAACCCACUGCCCUCCUUGGCAGCAAAAGCCCUUGGACGGGGACCUAGCCCAGCCUCCCCCUCCCCCUGUCUUCUCCUGGAAUAUUUUUGGGGUUGAAACUCAAAAAGGAAAAAGAAUACAUCAAUCUUUUCUCA
Molecule: messenger RNA, 1302 nt
Organism: Carlito syrichta (Philippine tarsier)
Lineage: Eukaryota; Metazoa; Chordata; Mammalia; Primates; Tarsiidae
Gene: TAGLN
Product: transgelin
Exons: 5
Coding region: 281-886 (201 amino acids)
Molecular function (GO): protein binding
Source: RefSeq, a predicted model, not a curated record